Messenger RNA from Triticum aestivum (bread wheat), 1193 nucleotides. RefSeq names its product elastin-like. The record is from RefSeq and is a predicted model, not a curated record. The transcript has a single exon. The coding region runs from base 163 to 1089 and encodes 308 amino acids. Lineage: Eukaryota; Viridiplantae; Streptophyta; Magnoliopsida; Poales; Poaceae. Gene Ontology annotation, biological process: defense response.
CAUGACGGGCUGCGCCACACCACCCCGGUCGGUGCGCCCCCAGCCCGAGCCGCCUAUUUAUGCCGUCGCCACCGCCCACCGGCUUCCAUCGACCACCGCACCCGACCACAACCAACCAGAUCAUCGCCGCCUCGCCGGGCAACCAACACCAGCCUAAGCAAGAUGGGUUCGCGGUAUGAGGUGGAGGUGACAGUGGGCACGGCCCGGGACCCCAAGAACGUCAACUGGCGCAACGGCGACCUCAAGCCCUACGCCGUGCUCUGGAUCGACGCCGGCGCCCGCUGCUCCACCCGCGUCGACCUCGACAACAACGAGAACCCCGCCUGGGACGAGAAGGUCGUCGUCCCGCUGCCCCCCACCAGCCGCCUCCAGGACGCCGUGCUCUACCUCGACGUCGUCCACGCCAACGCCGCCGAGGGCGUCAAGCCGCUCGUCGGCUCCGCCCGGCUCCCGCUCCGCGACGUCGUCGACGACGCCGGCGUCGGGAGCAAGGCGUCCAGGAACCAGAAGCUGAAGCGGCCGUCCGGUAGGCCCCAGGGGAAGCUUGACGUCCGCGUCGCCGUGAAGGAGCCGGCGAGGUACUACGAGUCCUACCCGGCGCCCGCGGGGUACGGCUCCUCCCAGCCCGCCGUCCCCUACGGCGGUGGAUCCUCCCGUGAUGCCUAUGGUGGUGGGUACGGCGCUGGUGCUGGCGCGUACGGCGCCGCGGCGGCGCCUCCGUCUGGGUACCCCGGCUACGGCUCCACGGAGCCGGCUCCCCAGGCUGCCGCAUCGUACGGCUCUGCUCCACAGCCCUACGGCGCCGCACCGCCGACACAGGGAGCAGGCGCGUACGGCUCCUCUGCUCCGGCUUACGGCGCCGCGCAACCAGCUCAGGCGGCGGGGUACGGCACGACGGGGGUGGCCCUGGACCAGAGCGGCGGGAAGAAGAAGAAGGGGAUGGGCAUGGCUGGCGGGCUGGCGGUGGGCGCGGCGGCGGGCGUGCUUGGCGGGCUGGCGCUGGCGGGCGGGGCGAGCUACGUGGAGCACAAGAUCGAGGACCGCGUGACCGAGCGCGUGGAGGAGGACAUGUACGGCGGCGACUACUAGGCACAUGGAUGAAUCUUUAUGUUUUGGGUGCAUGAUGUUGAGGGUGAGGGUGACCGAUCGGAUCGGACCGGAGAGUUGACAGACAAGAAGAGAUGUUAUUUUCU